Messenger RNA from Lynx canadensis (Canada lynx), 626 nucleotides. It is a transcript of the gene IFNB1, whose product is annotated as interferon beta 1. Gene Ontology annotation, biological process: B cell differentiation; cytokine-mediated signaling pathway; natural killer cell activation involved in immune response. Gene Ontology annotation, cellular component: extracellular region. Lineage: Eukaryota; Metazoa; Chordata; Mammalia; Carnivora; Felidae. The record is from RefSeq and is a predicted model, not a curated record. The transcript has a single exon. Bases 1 to 561 code for a protein of 186 amino acids. Gene Ontology annotation, molecular function: cytokine activity; type I interferon receptor binding.
AUGACCGGCAGGUGCAUCCUCCAAAUCGCUCUCUUGGUGUGUUUCUUCACCACCGCGCAUUCCGUGAGCUACAAGUUGCUUGGAUUCCAACUAAGAAGCAGCAGUUUGGAGUGUCAGGAGCUCCUGGUGAACUUGAACAGAACCUCUAAAUAUUGCCUCAAGGACAGGAUGAACUUCGAGGUCCCUGAGGAGAUUAAAAAAUCACAGCGGUUCCAGAAAGAGGAAGCCAUAUUGGUCAUCAACGAGAUGUUCCAGAAGAUCUUUAAUAUUUUCAGUAGAAGCACCUCUAGCACGGGAUGGAAUGAGACCACUGUUGAGAAUCUCCUUGCGAUACUCCACUGGCAGAAGGAACACCUGGAAACGAUCCUGGAGGAAAUCAUGGAGGAGGAAAACUUCACCUGGGACAAUACGACCCUUCUGCACCUGAAGAAAUACUACUUAAGGAUCGUGCGGUACCUGAAGGCCAAGGAGUACAGCGUCUGUGCCUGGACAGUAGUCCACGCAGAAAUCCUCAGGAACUUUUUCUUCCUUGAGAGACUUACAGAUUAUCUCCAAAACUGAAGCUCUCCCAGCCUGUACCUCUGGGAACGGACGAUGCUGGCAAUGGAUUCAGGGAUUCUUCGACU